UCUUGUAAACCUACCCUCGCAAUCUCCUAGCCAGUGGUUAUUUCCUUAAACGGCCCCCAUAAACCCCUCCUCCAAGAGCAGACGGCGCUAAUUGCGAACCCGAGCCAACCAUGAAGGUUUUCGAUAUCAGUGGAAACAACCUUUCUCUCGCUCUAUUCGCAGAUGUCACCAAUUCCAAGGAACUUCUGGAUUCUAUGCAGGCUGGAACACUGGAACCUGAAGUUGCUCUACUCAAUGCCUCACUUAUCCCAGAUGUGUUCCCUGUUCUAGCUGCAGCACACAAGACACUUAUAUCAAAGUCUCGGGAUUCAUUGACAACAAGGACGCUUCAUUCUGAACUUGUAUAUAAUUACUCAGGAUCCAAACAUAUAACAGAAUCUCUGAAAAGAUGUGGAAUCUCUGAAACCUCUACAUACAUCCUAGUGGCUCGUUUCAAUGCUUCUUUAGAUGAGAUGAAAGUUGUGGAGAAACUCAUCAAUGGAAAAGAAAUCGAUUUGGAGGAAUUGGAAGGAAGAGCAAACCAAGCUCAAAUACAAAAGCACUACAAAAUUUCUGGUGUGGAAGCUGGGUUAUCCACUCUUGCAGAUGCCAUUACAUGCCGAAUAGCUGCUCGUGAUGCAUUAUGAGAAGGAACAAUAAUCAUCUGGUUGUACAUCUUAAUGAGUUUGUAUUGAACUUAGUUUAUGGCAGAUAAUUACUGUUACUUAUGCAUCAACAAUUCUUGUCAGACUAUGUUGAGCAAUCACAGUUGAAAUUCUUGAUUCAAAAACUACAAGUUUACAUGCUA
Molecule: messenger RNA, 787 nt
Organism: Manihot esculenta (cassava)
Lineage: Eukaryota; Viridiplantae; Streptophyta; Magnoliopsida; Malpighiales; Euphorbiaceae
Product: EKC/KEOPS complex subunit Tprkb
Exons: 6
Coding region: 111-626 (171 amino acids)
Biological process (GO): telomere maintenance via recombination; tRNA threonylcarbamoyladenosine modification
Cellular component (GO): nucleus; EKC/KEOPS complex; cytosol
Source: RefSeq, a predicted model, not a curated record